CAGUAGCGUGUGCGACUCGCAGUAGUCGUGACGGCGGAGCGCCAGUGUCGUCGUUCUCCCGCUAAUUCGUCUUUUUUGUUACUUUUCUUCGGUUGCAAAAUUUCUUUGAUCGAUCUGACCAUGCUUUCGAGUCUUAAUUCCGUCGUAAAUCAAUCUCAUUGUCAUCGGAACCAAAACACGUUUACUUUACGGGCCGGCCGGUUUUACGACGUAGAAAUGUCGCGUGCGCGACUGUGCAACCACGAUCGAGAUAAACGCCUGCCAAGAUUCCCGACAAUUUCAAUCGAUUUCGACAGAACCACGAUCGUUGUUCUCAACAAUGCUCGGUCUCGACGUUGCACGCACGAAACGUACGCUCCUAUGCUGCUGCAAUUUCGAACUUAACCUAUUCAGGCCCAGGAACCGACUCAAAUUCCAUCGACCGCACAAUUUUGGCGCUGUGUCAGAUGUAUUUACAACGACAACUGCAAUUACGUCGACAACGCGUGUUUUUUUUGCAACUAUCAGACGGCUACGGCAAUAAUAUCUCGAUACGGGCGUAAAAUUGCACUCUUGUCACAAAAUUGCCAUGGCAAAACACGAGAUCGCUUUCGACGCGACAAAUAUAGAAACAACGGAACAGCUGAUGGCGGACGACUGGCGCACUCUAGGUUAUGUCAACGCGAACAUGGUCGCCGACCGUAUGGAAGUUCAUACUUUUCUCACCGUACGAUGUCACUGCACGGUUGCAAAAUUCAGCAGUGCGACUGGUGUGACCAGAACGAUCGAUUUUGUGUUUAAGAUGAUACGGUUCUCUGUACGCGGUGACGAGCAAAAGAAUCAAAGGAAAAUCGUCGCACCCCGUACGCUUACCAAUAAAGCGUUUCAUACUGUAGCACUUUAGCCUAUUAAGGGUAUCAAACUUUGCUUCUUAUGACGUAAAUAAGAUCAACGAUUAUAAAACGAUGAGCAAAGCAAGAGUGGGGUCAGAAUAUAUUCCACUAGUGGAAGAGGACAUGUCAAAGGCACGAGUGAUUUUGCCGUUCUCUAAGGUAACAUGGUUUACCGUUUUAUUGCCGUUCCUAGCAUUUAUAUUUUGCGUCAUUUGGUCCAUUAUGUACAAUUUUGAGCACUCUACCUCGACGCACUGCAAGGUAUAUAAUUUUUUGCCAUCCGUAUCUGCUGCGAUCGGACAUUACAGACCUCAAAGAGAUGUAUGGAAGCUUGCGAUUGCUGUGCAAGCAUCCAUCAGGGUUUUAGUAUUAAUUAUGUAUUAUCGUUACUAUAAAGAACAUAUUUAUAAAUGGGCACAAAGUAUAUGUAACAUUGCUAUUGUUACGAAUGCCGUUGAAAACAUAUCUCUUGUUACUUUAAGCUUUUGGACGUCCGAUGAAAAUUAUGCCUUCCACAAAUUAUCUUUUGUAACAUUUUUGAUAAUGUCUUUUAUUCACAUGAUUGUUGCAUAUUUUAUCAUGACAAAUUGUCGUAAUGUUACAAGGGAAUGGUCGGAGACCACCUCUAUGAAAUGGAAAUGGAGAGCCAUGGUAUUGAACGUGUUUUUUAUACUGAGCGCGUGUUACUUUUUCUACAGGCAUAACAAAUACUGUGAACCUCUAGUCUACUCAAUGUUUGCGAUAAGCGAAUACGGAGUUGUUCUGUCCAAUAUGGGAUUCCAUUCGACCGCCGCUUGGGAUUUUGCAAAUUCGCGCCUCAUGAUAUCGGGAUCAGGAUUUAGGAUAAUUUAGUACCAUACUAUGUAUGAUGUUACAGGUUACGAUUACAUAUCACGGAGAUACGAUUAUAUCGACGCAUUAUACUCGUAUUCUUGGAUUCUCUUUUCAUUCAGCUCUUUCUAUCUAAAAGUACAAAGAACGAACGAGUUUGUUUCGAAUGCAAAUACAUGCAAAUGAAGCGGAAGACAGCGAGAGAGAGAAAGAGAAAAAAUAGAAGACACAGGGAUGUAUGUGUAUUCAGACAUACAAUUAAUAUUAUUAACAAGUAAUAAACCAAUCUAUCUUCGUAUCAAAACUA
Messenger RNA from Megalopta genalis, 2010 nucleotides. The record is from RefSeq and is a predicted model, not a curated record. Lineage: Eukaryota; Metazoa; Arthropoda; Insecta; Hymenoptera; Halictidae.